AUGAAGUACCUCAGUACCAGGGGCGGUUCCGAGCGCCUCACGUUUGAGGAGGCCGUUCUUACCGGUCUCGCUCCCAACGGAGGUCUUUUCAUCCCUCAAGAGAUUCCACAGCUGCCCGCCAACUGGCAGUCUGAAUGGGCCGACCUUUCCUUUUCCGAGCUUUCGCAUCGCGUCCUCUCCCUUUACAUUCCUCAAGACCCAGCAGAAGGCGGCAUUCCUUCUGCCGAUCUCCAGCAGGUCAUCAACAAGUCGUACGCCACGUUCCGACACAAGGACAUCACACCGCUCGUACGAUUGGAUGACAAAGAAUGGUGUCUCGAACUCUGGCAUGGCCCCACAUUUGCGUUCAAGGAUAUUGCGCUUCAGCUUCUCGGCAACCUGUUUGAAUACUUUUUGCAGCGAAGAAACAACGGCAAGCCGGCUGAGCAGCGUGAGAAGCUCACCAUCGUAGGUGCUACCAGUGGUGACACCGGUAGUGCUGCUAUCCAGGGUGUACGAUCCAAGCAAGACAUCUCGAUCUUUAUUCUUUUCCCCCAUGGCCGUGUCAGCCCCAUUCAGGAAGCGCAGAUGACUACUGUGCUCGACGACAAUGUCCAUAACGUUUCCGUCCAAGGCACAUUUGACGACUGCCAGGACGUCCUCAAGGCGCUCCUCUCUGACGCCGAAUUUAACGCCAAGCACCGUUUGGGUGCCGUUAACUCGAUCAAUUGGGCGCGUAUCCUUGCUCAGAUAGUCUACUACUUCGCCGCAUACUUUAGCUUCCGCAAGCAGCUCGGUUUGUCUGCUUCCCAGUCUACACCCAAGGAUCUCGAAUUUGUCGUUCCCACGGGCAACUUUGGUGACAUUCUCGCUGGCUACUAUGCCAAGCGAAUGGGUCUACCCGUCUCGCGACUCGUCGUGGCUACCAACGAGAACGAUAUCUUGCAACGAUUCUGGGCCACCGGCCGAUACGAAAAGUCCAGUGCUGCUUCAUCCUCCUCGGCGGCUUCCUCGGCACAGACCGAGCCGGCAAACGGUUCUUCCGAUGGUGCUCAGCAGGGCGGUGUUCGAGCCACGCUUUCGCCCGCCAUGGAUGUUCUGAUCUCUUCCAACUUUGAACGUUUGCUCUGGUAUGUUGCUUACGAAUCGCAAGCUCCCUCCAACGCCGACGCCUCUGAACAAGAAAAGCAAGAGGCCGCAGGACAACAACUUGCGUCGUGGAUGCAGUCGCUCAAGACUGAAGGUCGCAUCGCCGUUGACGAAGCACAGCUAGCCAUCGCCCGCCGUGAUUUUGCCGCUGAACGAGUUUCCGACCAAGAAAUCCGCGAGACCGUGUUGCAGUACUUUGUCCGAAAACCUACUGCUGCCUACCCUGCUGGUUCGUACCUCGUCGACCCGCAUACCGCUGUUGGAUUCAAAGCCGCCGCGAAUGCGUCGAGCACCUCGUCCAACGCACACCAGAUUGUACUGUCCACUGCGCAUCCCGCCAAGUUCGCCGAGGCGGUUACUUCGAGUUUGGAGAGUGCAGGUGCAGAUUUUGAUUUCGAGCGCGAUGUCCUGCCAAAGGAAAUGGUUGGUUUGCUGGAAAAAGAAAGGAGAGUGAUUCAUGUGAAGCCCCAGGGCAAACCCGGUGUAGAAGGGCUGGUAAACGCGGUCAAAGAUGUGGUCGAAAAACAGGCCGAAGUGGUCAAGGCUCGUGCGCCAUCUGCUAACACUGCUAGUGUAUAA
This is a messenger RNA of Mycosarcoma maydis (corn smut), 1707 nucleotides long. Its product is annotated as putative threonine synthase (o-p-homoserine p-lyase). Gene Ontology annotation, molecular function: threonine synthase activity. Gene Ontology annotation, biological process: L-threonine biosynthetic process. The coding region runs from base 1 to 1707 and encodes 568 amino acids. Lineage: Eukaryota; Fungi; Basidiomycota; Ustilaginomycetes; Ustilaginales. The record is from RefSeq and is a predicted model, not a curated record. The transcript has a single exon.